Molecule: messenger RNA, 5054 nt
Organism: Gorilla gorilla gorilla (western lowland gorilla)
Lineage: Eukaryota; Metazoa; Chordata; Mammalia; Primates; Hominidae
Product: olfactory receptor 8G1
Exons: 3
Coding region: 367-1302 (311 amino acids)
Biological process (GO): G protein-coupled receptor signaling pathway
Cellular component (GO): membrane
Molecular function (GO): G protein-coupled receptor activity; olfactory receptor activity
Source: RefSeq, a predicted model, not a curated record
UUGCCACCCUGAGGCUGGAGAAACAAAAACUGCAAAGUCGUAAUUAGAAAUACUGACCUGUGCUGCAGACCAGCUUCAAAGUGACUCUGAGACUGAGGGCUGGGCCCUGCCCUCUCAACACUAAAGAUUCCAGAAUGCUGGGUGUCUAUGACUCUCAACACCAACAUUAAUGCCAUGUCAGGAAGAGAACAUUCCAAGCCAACAUUCUCCAUGUCAGGAAGAGGAAAUUGCAAGUAAAAUUGAGCAUUGAAGUUUUUAGGCAGUGGAAAGUUUGGGGCUCUUAUGAAUAAGGCUGUCAUGAACAUUUUUGUAUAAAUCUUCAUGUAGACAAAUGUUUACAUUUUUCUUGGAAACUGACUGGAGGAGAUGUCAGGAGAAAAUAAUUCCUCAGUGACUGAGUUCAUUCUGGCUGGGCUCUCAGAACAGCCAGAGCUCCAGCUGCCCCUCUUCCUCCUGUUCUUAGGAAUCUAUGUGGUCACAGUGGUGGGCAACCUGGGCAUGACCACACUGAUUUGGCUCAGUUCUCACCUGCACACCCCUAUGUACUAUUUCCUCAGCAGUCUGUCCUUCAUUGACUUCUGCCAUUCCACUGUCAUUACCCCUAAGAUGCUGGUGAACUUUGUGACAGAGAAGAACAUCAUCUUCUACCCUGAAUGCAUGACUCAGCUCUACUUCUUCCUCAUUUUUGCUAUUGCAGAGUGUCACAUGUUGGCUGCAAUGGCGUAUGACCGUUACAUGGCCAUCUGUAGCCCCUUGCUGUACAGUGUCAUCAUAUCCAAUAAGGCUUGCUUUUCUCUGAUUUUAGGGGUGUAUAUAAUAGGCCUGGUUUGUGCAUCAGUUCAUACGGGCUGUAUGUUUAGGGUUCAAUUCUGCAAAUUUGAUGUGAUUAACCAUUAUUUCUGUGAUCUUCUUCCCCUCCUAAAGCUCUCUUGCUCUAGUAUCUAUGUCAACAAACUGCUGAUUCUAUGUGUUGGUGCAUUUAACAUCCUUGUCCCCAGCCUGACCAUCCUUUGCUCUUACAUCUUUAUUAUUGCCAGCAUCCUCCACAUUCGCUCCACUGAGGGCAGGUCCAAAGCCUUCAGCACUUGUAGCUCCCACAUGUUGGCGGUUGUAAUCUUUUUUGGAUCUGCAGCAUUCAUGUACUUGCAGCCAUCUUCAAUCAGCUCCAUGGACCAGGGGAAAGUAUCCUCUGUGUUUUAUACUAUUAUUGUGCCCAUGUUGAACCCUCUGAUUUAUAGCCUGAGGAAUAAAGAUGUCCAUGUUUCCCUGAAGAAAAUGCUACAGAGAAGAACAUUAUUGUAAACAGUAAUAAUGAGAAGAUGAUAUAUUAAUCCUAAGUAGUGGACUAUUACAUUGUAUGAAUGGAUGUCUUUCACUUUAAUGCAUCUGUCAAUAAUUUUUACCAUUUGGUGAGAUUAUAUUACCAUUAUUUUUUUCAUUUCAUGACCCUUUGAUGUCAUUUCCCAUGUGGGGUUUUAACUCAUAUGUAUCAAUGAGACACAAAUUAAUAUAAAUACUAAAAUCGACAUGAGUACAUAGACUCAUUAAUGCCAGCCCCAUAUUCUUACCUCUUUUCUUCUACACAAUUGAUAAAAUUCAGCUCAGUUCUCAACCAUAAUGAAAAUACCAUCUUCCAAAAGUGAUACCAAUCUCCCUUAUUCUGUCUUUUCAAUAACAACAUAAAUUAUUGCAAUAUGAUAGCUGUAAUUUUAGCCUGCAGCAAUCUCUGUUCUGCCUUAUUCAUCUAUUUACCUCAUUUGUCUGCUGUAUUUCUUCUUUUACUUUAGCAACAUAAUCAAAAUUUCAGAAUAUAAGUUACAUAUCCGUGUAUGUGUUAUAAUUGUGCAAUCCAGUAUAUCAUCUGCUUUGCAUUUUCCUAUUCUAGUUUGUACUUGCCUUCAACCUACACUGGACUUCAGUCUUCAUGAAGAUUCCCCCUGUACAUGUGGUUUAUUGCCAUGUCUCCAGCGUCUAUCAUAGUUCUUGCCACCUUAGGUCCUUGAAAGCUUUUUUAUUAUUUCCUCAUUUAAGCUAAGUAUAGGAAAGCCAUAUGUAUGUCAUACUUUAUCUAUUUAUCUCUCGAAGAGGUACAUAUGUUUUUAAAUCUAAUCUAAUUUAAUUUAUAUUUCAAGUUGAUUAAAAUUUACUUUAGAAGGUUCUUCAAGAAUCUAUAAUAUAACUGGUAACAUUCUGACCUAUUCUGUGCUAAGAUGUAUGUGUAUUUGUUCUGUGAAAAAUCCCAAUGCAGAUAUGAUAACUUGUUAACACCUGAUUUUUUAAGUCAUUAAACCCUCUCAACAACCAAGGAGUCCCUAAAGCAAUACUUAUUUUUUCUUUCUUUUCAAACAUGUGGCACAGGAAGGUUAAAAAAUAUGUUUGAUGCCUGAUGGGUAAACAGCAAAUCUGGUGAUAGAGUUGGAACCUGAAUAGCAUGGUCUAAACUACCCUUAAUUCUCUAUGCCUAGAGCAGAACAUAAUUUUACCUGUGCUGGUAAUGAGAAAAUUCCUUGCUAUGUAGAUAUUUAGUGAAUUUUAUGAUAUAUAAAAUAUACUUCAAUAAAAUUGCUUUAAAAUAAAAGUGAGGGUGCUACAUGAUCAAAUACAAUAAGCUAUGUUUCUAUAACCAGAAGAAAUAUUUCACCUGUCUAUUUUUGGAUGGGGCUAGUUAAGUUGCUUUGAUCAGAUUCCAGGUAAUGCAGCUUACUCUGUUUAUAUAUAUUUAAUCACAGGCUCCUGGAUAUCGAAACUAUAGUUUGUCCAUCCUUUUAGUUGAAGGGAGCGUAGGUGAAUGAGCCAUAGGUUAAUAGGACUAUUUCCUGGGAACUCUAAAAACAUGGCAUGUAUAAAAUUGAGCAUACCAAUUAGAUUUGGAUCUUCUUACCUGAGAAAAUUCUCAAUCAAUCAUGGACUCUAUUAACCUGAGUCUGGGAAGAUUCAAUUGUUAAUCUAUUUCUUCCAUGUGGAGCCAAGUUAAAUGAUUUCUUUAAGCUUAUUUACUUAUUACUUAUUUGCUAUUAGUAGUGUAUCUAAGUAUAACUAGUGAAAAAAUUGCAAGGAUCCGACUUAGAGAAAAAUAUAUUUCUAAAAGCUAAGGGGACUUAAAGUUAUUUCCUCAGAAAACUCAUCUCUGAAACUCAGUCUGCAUUACUUUUCCAUAUCAUUCUUAUGUUCUCUUUCAGAAAAAGUGUCUCAUUUUCUUCUUAGCUUGCAUUGCUUGUGGUAAUUUUAUGAUCAUUUGAACGUCUACUCUGUACAUUUCCCUUGCUUCAAUGGACUAUAAGCUCGAGUAGAGAAUACACACUCAAAUAUUUAUAAUGAUUAUACCAAACACCCUUGGUUUCUCAUGCCACAUUCUUUCAGACUACCUCCCGUUUCUCAUUUCAGCAGACUUGAGGCACAUUUAUUAGCUGUGUGCAAGCUGAGAGUCAACUUGCAUUGAAGGUGUUACACUUCAAAUUUCCAGCAAGUGCUUUGCACUUUCACUCUGGAAACUUCUCCACAAUUUCAGAUGCUCAUUUGGCUUAUGUACAGUCAGCUCAAAGAAUUCUUGCUCUUGGGGUCACCUUUACCCAGUAACAGUGAAAAUUGUGUGUAAUGCCACCUCAUCCUGUCACACAGGACAGCCAUCUUGGGAAACAUCAUAUGCACUUCUGAGGAAGUGCUGGUAAAAUUGAACCACCAUUGCUCAUACCAGCUUUUCAAUAACAUACUCCAAUAUUAGCUUUUCCGUCUUCGUAUUUUGACUCAAAUUUGUAAACAUUACUAAAAAAUUAACAGCUUAAAUGAAGAUAAAACAAUAAAGUCCUUUAGAAAACUAUUUAUGUUUGCUGAGUGCAGUGGCUCAUGCCUGUAAUCCCAGCACUUUGGGGAGCUGAGGUGGGUGAAUCACUUCUGUUCAGGAGUUUGAGACCAGCCUGGGCAACAAGGAGAAACCUCAUUUCUGCAGAAAAUACAAAAAUUAACUGGGCAUGGUGGUGUGUGCCUGAAGUUCCAGCUACUUGGGAGGCUGAGGCAGGAGUAUUGCUUGGGUCCAGGAGGUUGGGGCUGCAGUGAGCCUUGAUUGUGCCACUGUACGUCAGCCUGGGCGACAGAGAGAGAUUGUCCCCCAAACUACCACCACCACCAAUGAACAAACAAACAAAAACUUUGACAACUUUUAAUGGUCAAAAAAUAUUGUAUAUAUUAUUGUGUACAAGUUACUUUGAAUGUAUGUGUGUGUGUAUAGCGAAAUGCCUAAAUUGAGCUAGUUAACAUAUAUAUUACCUAACAUAUUUAUUUGUGUGUGUGUGGUGAGAACACUAAUCCAAUAGAUUUUUAUUACUAUAGUUACCAUUUGUACAAUAGAUUGUUUUUAACUUAUUCCUUCUAUCUAAUUAAAAUAUUAUAUCCUUUGACCAACAUCUCCUCCCACACGCCCAGCUGCAGAUAAACACAAUUCUACUGUCUACCUCUGUGAGUUCAGCAUUUUUAGAUUCCACAUAUAUGUGAGAUCAUGUAGUAUUUGUCUUUCUGUGCCUGGCUGAUUUCAUGUAAUAUAAUGUCCUAUAGGUUCAUCUGUAUUGUUGCAAAUUUUUAAAUCUAAAUAUUAUUCCAUUGUGCACAUAUACCACAUUUUCUUUAUCCAUUCUUCUAAGCGAUGGACACCUAGGUUAAUCUAUAUCUUGGCUAUUGUGAAUAAUGCUACAAUAAACAUGGGAGUGCAGAUAUUUCUUUGACGUGCUGAUUGUAUUUUUUGAAUAUAUACCCGCUAGUGGUAUUGCUGGGUCAUAUGGUAGUUCAAUUUUUAAUUUUUUGAGGAAGCUUUAUACUGUUUUCCAUAAUGACUGUACUAAUUUACAUUCUCAUAAACAGGAUGUAAUGGUUCACUUUCCUCCACAUCCUCUCCAACAGUUAUCCCUUCUCUUUUUGAUAGUAACUAUCCUAACAAGUAUGAGGUGAUAUCUCACUGUAGUUUCUCUGCAAUUUGAUGAUUUGUAAUUUUGAACACUUUUUCAUAUACCUGUUGACCAUUUUUAUGUCUUCUUUUGAGAAAUGUCUAUUUAGAUGCUUUGCCU